ACGACGCACGACACCCGGCCGCGGCGAGACUCAGUCCGGCGACGCGCGGCGACCUGCAAUAUACCCACGGCGACCUUCACGAGCCCGACGGAAUUCUGAAUCAUGGUGCUGCUCCGAACUCCGUCGACUCACGGCAAAUACGAGACGUCCGACCAACGACACUCAGACCUCUGACAACAUGCUAACCACUCCGACAACAUAGAUCUACAUUAUUUCCCUUAAGAUUAGCAGUUGGCAUAUCCCAAAUGAAGUGAGUGAAUUGAGGCAGCAUAAUGAUGAAAAAACAAAGUAACAUUCAAUUCCUGUACCAAAUAGUAAUGCAUUAACUGAACAAGGAUCUGCCCCUAUCAGUAUAAGUAUCAGUACUCCUGUCGUUAACACGGGUGGUGGUGAAGCCAUGCCUCUUAGAACGAUAGGAAUAUCAGCAUCAUCAUCUGCCCUGGAUUUGAUCAAGAAAAAAUUACAAGAUUCUAGAACUCCUAUAGCUUCAUUGCCUGUUUCAGCACCAACAAUAGCCCAAUCAGAUGUAGAUCUGCCGAGAGAUGCUGACGCUGCAGUUAAGGGACUGCAGAGUGAGAACAGCAAGGAUAAGUCAAAAGAUGCUAGUGGUGAUGCAAAUGUAUUGGACACCUCCUCAGACUACGGAGAUGUAGAUUGUGGGCCAACUAAUGAGCAGUUAAUUAUCCAGUUUAAGGAGAUGCUUAAGGAGCAGGGAGUGGCACCAUUCUCUAAAUGGGACAAGGAACUGCCAAAGAUAGCAUUUGAUCCCCGUUUUAAGGCUAUUCCAAGUUAUUCAGCAAGGAGGUCCCUAUUUGAACACUAUGUUAAGACCUGUGCUGACGAGGAACCGGAGGAAAAAAGAGCUGCUCAAAAGGCUGCAGUAGAGGGAUUUAAGCAGUUACUGGAUAGCGCAUCUGAGGAUGGCGCGGGUGUAGAUCCCAAGUCGAAGAAUGGCAGUGAUGAGUCGGGGAAAGCAAACAAGGGCGAGGACAAGGGUGAGGGCGAGUGUAAUGAAGCAGCAGGAGCGGAAGCGGAAGAGGAAGACGAUGAGGAGGAUUUUAUAAUGAACGAAGUAAAGAGGAGAUUGAAGGAAUUGAGGAGGAACAAUUUCAUGGUAUUGAUUCCGGAGGAAGAUUCGUGCGCGGAGGAGGAAGAGGAAGAAGGGGAGACAAGUUGUGGUGAGCAGGAAUGGAGAGAUGUGGAAGCAGAAGGUCGACUGUGGUGGGGCGGGUUUGGUACUCUGUAUGACAAGUAUAGUGAGAGGAUGCUGUUUUAUGAUCGGAUGAGCAUGCAGCCGCUCAUCGAACUCGGCUCUGAAACACCCUCCCGCUCCCCAAGAUCAAGAUCUGCAUCCAAAAAGACUGCAUCUCCUCUCCGCUGUCUUUCUCUGAAGAGGAUCGAAGAACCUGAAGACGACACGGAGCAUCUCCACCCUCCCCUGCCCUUCACUGAUUCCAAUCACCAUAUUGAAACUGCGUAUGUUGCUCACAUUUGCUUGUCUUGGGAGGCCCUCCACUGCCAGUACACUCAACUCAACCACCUCAUUUCAUGCCAACCCCAACCCCCUUCUCAUUACAAUCUUACUGCUCAGCAGUUUCAGCAAUUUCAAGUCCUCUUGCAAAGGUUUAUUGAAGAUGAACCCUUCCAACAAGGUCCCAGGCCAGGAAUUUACGCCCGAACUCGUCGAUCUUUUCCUAAAUUGUUGCAGGUUCCUAACAUACAAGGUUCGGAUCCAAAGGGGGUGCAGGAAGAAGAGUCUGAUUUGGUUGUCCUUGCUCCUGAUCUCAUAUUGAUUAUUGAAGCUGCAAUCUUUACUUUCCACCGUUUCCUGAAGAUGGACAAAAAAAGUUCAAAUUCUGGUUUUGGAAACCACACCCAGGAUACCACUCUCCUCGCUCACAUUCGAUCUUCCCUUGACAAGAAGAAGACGAAGCUGAAAGAAGUAAGGAAGAAGAGUAGAAGGCGGAAGCAGAAAACGUGGCCUCAAACAUACGAAGACAUGCAGUUACUUUUGGGAGUGGUGGAUAUUAAAAUCAUAUCAAGACUGGUUAAAAUGUCGAGGAUUACCAAGGAACAGCUGGUAUGGUGCGAGGAGAAAAUGAACAAGUUAGAUCUGUCUAAUGGAAGAUUGCAGAGAGAUCCAUCUCCUCUUCUUUUCCCAUGUUGAUCAAUUACUUCUUAGUUUCUUUUGAGCAACUCAACUAGGAGGUAGUUUCGAGUGGGAGUGUUUUUUAUGUAACUGAAUCAUGGUUGGUUGCAGUUGCAAAAAGUAUGAUGAUGAGAUGGACUUUGGGCCCUGCUGCUGCUACUACUACUACUACAUUUGAUCUGAAUUUUUUGGUUUACCAACUCCUUGUAUUAAUAUCUCUUAUGUGGAAAGGAAAAAGGGAAAAAGCCUCUCUCAACUAUCCGAUCACACGACAAUGAAGCAUAUAUCCAUGUUCGUCUCUUAUGUUUAUAAAACAAAACACCCUUCAGUUGAAUA
Momordica charantia (bitter melon) is the source of this 2485-nucleotide messenger RNA. Its product is annotated as DUF1666 family protein (DUF1666). NCBI's taxonomy places the organism in Eukaryota, Viridiplantae, Streptophyta, Magnoliopsida, Cucurbitales, Cucurbitaceae. The record is from RefSeq and is a predicted model, not a curated record.